AUGCAACUCUCUUUAGGAUAUCUUACUUUGGUACUUUUAUGCGUCCAAUUGGUUUUUGCAGGUACAGUCAACGUUUGCUCUUCUUGUGCUUUCAAGUCCAUCAGUAAGGCCAUUACUUCUCUUCCAAACAAUUCCGAGUCAUAUACAGUCUUAAUUGCUCCUGGGACAUACACUGAACAGUUUACUAUUGCUCGACCUAACCUCGUAUUAAAACCUACUAGUGGUAGUGUCACCAUCCAGUUCGCUUCCGGCCAUGAUACUAGCUCUAAAACUGGAAGUACUGCUGACUCUGCUGUCUUGACUAUUACGGGCAAGAAUGUCAUACUCCAAGAUAUUAUUAUUGCAAACACUUACAAACAAGGACGCGUAGCUAAUGUCGCCUUGCAUCUGAAUGCUCCUCAAGCUUAUUUUAAAAAUGUCAAGAUCUACGGCUUCCAAGAUACCCUUUUGAUCAAUCGUGAUGGUGCUGGUUACUUCGAUAACUGUUAUAUUGAAGGCUCAGUUGACUUUAUUUGGGGAUUUGGCACUGGUUACUUUUCUAACAGUGUCAUUGCUUCCAACCAAAGAGGUACUUCUGUCACUGCUCACGGUAGAGAUACUCCAAAUGGCCCUGGUGGCUUUUACUUUAAUCAAUGUACCUUCAAGGCUACUGUUCCAUCUGGUCCUUUGUCCAAGACAUACGACCCUUCCAUUUCAUUCUCUUCCCCUUCUCAAUUUGAAAACACAUGCUUCUUUGCUCGUCCCUGGGGCAAAUAUUCUCGUGUCAUCAUCACGAACUCCAGCAUCGGUAGCCAUAUCAAGCCUGCUGGUUGGAGUGCAUGGAGUGACGCUAGUCCAAACACUGCAAAUGUUGUCUAUGGAGAAUACAAGAAUUUUGGAGCUCGCCCUUGGACUAGUGCGCGUGCCUCAUUUGCUAAAAAUUUGACUCCCGAACAAGCCUCUCAGUACAGUGCAGCGAAGGUCUUUGGUGGUAAUACCUCCUGGUUCCAAAACCGAUAA
This is a messenger RNA of Rhizopus microsporus ATCC 52813, 999 nucleotides long. RefSeq names its product pectin lyase-like protein. The coding region runs from base 1 to 999 and encodes 332 amino acids. The record is from RefSeq and is a predicted model, not a curated record. Gene Ontology annotation, biological process: cell wall modification. The transcript is spliced from 2 exons. NCBI's taxonomy places the organism in Eukaryota, Fungi, Mucoromycota, Mucoromycetes, Mucorales, Rhizopodaceae. Gene Ontology annotation, molecular function: pectinesterase activity.